AUGAAGUAUUACAAAAUCGAAAUUAACAAGACCGAAUGGGAAGUACCCGAUAGGUAUCAAAUGCUCACUCCUGUUGGUCUUGGUGCCUACGGCCAAGUUUGCUCGGCUGUUGACAAUCAGACGGGGCUGAAAGUUGCUAUCAAAAAACUUGCCAGACCAUUUCAGUCAGCGGUUCAUGCUAAACGUACCUAUCGAGAGCUUCGCAUGUUAAAACACAUGAACCAUGAAAAUGUGAUUGGAUUAUUAGACGUGUUCACACCUGCAAAUACUAUGAAUAAUUUUAAUCAAUUAUAUAUGGUCACCCAUUUAAUGGGAGCUGACUUAAAUAAUAUCAUACGUACACAAAAAUUAUCUGAUGAUCAUGUCCAAUUUCUUGUUUACCAAAUUUUACGGGGUUUGAAGUACAUCCAUUCUGCUGGAAUAAUCCAUAGAGAUUUAAAACCAUCAAAUAUUGGUGUAAAUGAAGAUUGCGAGCUAAAAAUAUUAGAUUUUGGAUUAGCAAGACCAACUGAAAGUGAAAUGACUGGAUAUGUGGCUACCAGAUGGUACAGAGCACCUGAGAUUAUGUUAAACUGGAUGCAUUACAAUCAGACAGUUGAUAUCUGGUCAGUAGGCUGUAUUAUGGCUGAACUUUUGACAGGAAGAACAUUAUUUCCUGGCACAGAUCAUGUGGAUCAAUUAACACGUUUAUUAGUUUUGAGUGGAACGCCGUCCGAUGAAUAUUUAAAUAAAAUUAAAAGCUCGGAGGCAAAAAAAUAUAUACAGUCUUUACCGGUAAUGCCAAAAAAAGAUUUUGGUGAAGUAUUCAAAGGAGCUAAUCCAUUAGCAAUUAAACUGUUAGAAGAAAUGUUGGAAUUGGACGCUGAUAAAAGAAUGACUGCUGAAAAAGCACUUGCACAUCCAUACCUGGCGCAAUAUGCUGAUCCAUCUGACGAACCAAAUUCACCUCCAUAUGAUCAAAGCUUUGAAGAUAUGGAAUUAAAUGUAGAAAAAUGGAAAGAACUAGUCUGGGAAGAAGUUGUUAGUUAUGUUCCAUCCACACAAUUAGAAUCACCAUAA
Molecule: messenger RNA, 1059 nt
Organism: Macrosiphum euphorbiae (potato aphid)
Lineage: Eukaryota; Metazoa; Arthropoda; Insecta; Hemiptera; Aphididae
Source: the annotation of a GenBank genome assembly